GUGACGGUGUCGCUGCCCCUUCCCGGCGCGGCCUCUCCUCCCUGCGCCACAGCCGCCGCCGCAGCCGGCGGGCGCAGGAAGGCGGCCGAGGCGAUCGCCAUGGCGCUGCCGGUGCUGUCGAGCUCGGGGGUGAAAUUCCGGCGGGUCCUGGCGCACUUCCCCCAGGAGCUCAGCCUGGGCUUCGCCUACGGCUCUGGCGUCUUUCGGCAGGCGGGGCCCUCGGCCGGGCACAGCGAGAACAAUAUGCUGGACUUCGUAUUUGCAGUUGAUGAUUCUGUGACCUGGCAUAUGAUGAACUUAUUAAAGAACAAGAGUCAUUAUUCCUUCCUAAAAGUUUUUGGGCCAAAACAGAUAAGUAAUAUACAGAGCUAUGGAGCAGGGAUUUACUACAAUACUUUAGUGCCAUGUAAUGGUAGGAAUUUCUGGAGUUGGCUGCCUUGCUUUGAUGAUAAUCUUUGGAAACUCAGGAUGUGCAAACUGAUGAUAAAAUAUGGUGUAAUUAGCACCGAUGCCCUGAUUGAUGAUUUACUUCACUGGAGAACCCUCUAUGUUGCUGGACGCCUACAAAAGCCGAUUGAUAAAAGCCCGGAAGGUCAAUUCACACAACUCAUGGCUUUGCCAAAGAAUCUGCAACAAAAGAUAACUUCUCUGGUAGACCCUCCUGGAAAAAACAGAGACGUGGAAGAAAUUUUACUGCAAGUUGCCCAUGACCCUGAUUGUGGAUUAGUGGUGCAUCAAGGCAUUUCAGGAAUUGUGAGAUCUUCCAGUAUAGUGCAAAGUGCUAAAACCAUACUAACAGCCGUUCUGCCAGAACCUGGCUGAAACUGAGGAACUGAAUUCAGGAUUAAUCUCUUCAGGUUACUCGAAGACUAUAUGCUGAGGGAGACGAGUUAAAACUGGUCCUUCUUCAAAUCUGGCAUUUCCUAGCUCCUGAACGUUGUUUAAUGAAUGUAGAGGUAGCCUUCCUGAGCACUGCUGUGCAGACCACCCUGGCUGGAGAAGGGGUGUCCUGCUCCCCUGGUUAGCAUCAAUCAGAAGCGUCUGUAAUGGGUGCAGCUGCACCCGAAACGGGUAUUUCUUCCUUUCUGCUACUUUCCCGAGCAGCCUGCAGGGCGGCCUUACCAGAACCUCAUCAGUUUCAUAUACUGAAGAUGGACAGAAUCACAGAAGUAGUAGUUAUGUAAAUAAAACUCUAAAUUUUAGUGCAUGUUAAUGAAGAAAUAAAAUGUAACUGACCAAGUUUGUGAUGUCAUUUUUUCAUACUGAAGGUUUUUAUCAUCUUCAGUGAUUUUUCCCAGGAAUUCAGGUUUCCAUUUGUUUGGGCUUAGUUAGCCUAGAGGUGGAAGCCUUUUGCUUUGGGGUGUUUUGUUUUGUUUUUUUAAUAUUUCUCUCCAGACUUUCAUGAUUGAGUCUGUCUGAAGUCUUGCUGUAUCUUCAAAUGAAGAUCUCUCAGUCGCGGUUUCUUAAUUUAAAACACUUGUCGCUAGGGGGCAGGCGUUAAUGCUGUUCACGUUGCUUCGCCCUUUGUUGGGGCUUCUAUCAGCUACCACUCAUGUAGGUACACACUGUACACAGACAAAACAGUGUGGCUUCUAUGUAGAAAGUAUUUCUUUGACUCAUGGAAGAAGUGUGUAUCAUAGGAAGGUGUUCAGCUAUUACAUUUAAUCUCUAGGGAUGCUGCAUUUCUUUCUUCAUUCUUUAACCAAAUCUUGUCUAAUGUUCUGUUCCCCUGAGAACUAUUUUUACACUGCCUCGUAGAGACUUCAUGAGAAGUAAUGUGGUUCUUCAUUUUUUUAUUCAUCUGCUCUGUUCUUUUGUAAUGCUUAUGUUAAGAAUACUAGCUAAGAUGCAAGAGAAUUAUGAAAGGAUCGUGAAAUCAGUGCUUCCAUUAAAUAAGCUCUGCCUAUUUUUUUCUUUCUGUUCCUGGUAACUAUAUAAGUACUUUUGUCCUAUGUAUGCAUGUGAAAGAACUAAUUUUCAAUCUGUGGCCAUUUUUUUUUUUGAAAUGUUUAGAGGGACACAAAAUUAUCUCCUUAACUGAUUCUUUUAUCUUAAAAACAGCAAA
Molecule: messenger RNA, 2065 nt
Organism: Cygnus atratus (black swan)
Lineage: Eukaryota; Metazoa; Chordata; Aves; Anseriformes; Anatidae
Gene: TAMM41
Product: TAM41 mitochondrial translocator assembly and maintenance homolog
Exons: 7
Coding region: 100-822 (240 amino acids)
Biological process (GO): CDP-diacylglycerol biosynthetic process; cardiolipin biosynthetic process
Cellular component (GO): mitochondrion
Molecular function (GO): phosphatidate cytidylyltransferase activity
Source: RefSeq, a predicted model, not a curated record